AAUAAAGGCUGCGGCGCGCGGCUGCGCGGGACUUGGCCUUCUGGGCGCGCGCGACCUGCUUUUCAGAGUUCUGUGUUCUCCCUGCCCGUUUCCCGCCCGACCCUCGCCCGCGAUGCUGGCGCUGCGCUGCGGCCCCCGGUGGCUCGGCCUGCUCUCCGUGCCGCGCUCCGUGCCGCUGCGACUCCCCGCGGCCCGCGCCUGCAGCAAGGGGGCCGGCGACCCGUCUUCUUCCUCCUCCGGGAACCCGCUCGUGUACCUGGACGUGGGCGCCGACGGGCAGCCGCUCGGCCGCGUGGUACUGGAGCUGAAGGCAGAUGUCGUCCCAAAGACAGCUGAGAACUUCAGAGCCCUGUGCACCGGUGAGAAGGGCUUUGGCUACAAAGGCUCCACCUUCCACAGGGUGAUCCCUUCCUUCAUGUGCCAGGCGGGCGACUUCACCAACCACAAUGGCACAGGCGGGAAAUCCAUCUACGGAAGCCGCUUUCCUGAUGAGAACUUCACACUGAAGCACGUGGGGCCAGGUGUCCUGUCCAUGGCUAAUGCUGGUCCUAACACCAAUGGCUCCCAGUUCUUCAUCUGCACCAUAAAGACAGACUGGUUGGAUGGCAAGCAUGUUGUGUUCGGUCAUGUCAAAGAGGGCAUGGACGUCGUGAAGAAAAUAGAAUCUUUUGGCUCUAAGAGUGGGAAGACAUCCAAGAAGAUUGUCAUCACAGACUGUGGCCAAUUGAGCUAAUCUGUGGCCAGGGUGCUGGGAUGGUGGCAGCUGCAAAUGUCCAUGCACCCAGGUGGCUGCCUCGGCUUUCAGCCAAGGUGCCCAAAAUGAUACCUGUGCCCACUCCACCGUCACGGUGUGCCUGAGGAAGGCUGCUCAGGGAUGUCGGACCUCGGCCAGGACCCACCACACUGCUUCCUAAUACCCACCCUUCCUCACGACCUCAUUUCUGGGCAUCUUUGUGGACGUGAUGUCACCCACCCCUCGUCAAGCAUUGCCUCUGAUUGCCCAACCCAGAUUCAUCUGUGCCUUGGACGUGGUGGUGGUGAUGGGUUAGCAUCCAAGUGAAGGCCUUUUCCUUGACCAAGGGGGACAGUCAGUUUUGCAAAAGGACUCUAGUACCUGUUUAAUGUUGUCUUCCUAAUUGGGAUAAUUUAAUUAACAAGAUUGACUAGAAGUGAAGCUGCAACACUAACUUCCCCAUGCUGUGGUGUGACCUGAGUUGGUGACACAGGCCACAGACCCCAGAGCUUGGCUUUUGAAACACAACUCAGGGCUUUUUUGAAGGUUCCCCCAGCUGAGAUCGUUCCUCCUGGUUACUGUGAAGCCCGCUGGUUUGCUGCUGUCAUUUCUGAGGAGGGCCCAUGGGGGUAGGAGCAUUUGAACCUGGGAACAAACCUCACUUGAGCUGUGCCUAGACAAUGUGAAUUCCUGUGUUGCUAACUGAAGUGGCCUGUAAGCUCCUGUGCUCUGGAGGGAAGCAUUUCCUGGUAGGCUUUGAUUUUUCUGUGUGUUAAAAGAAAUUCAAUCUACUGAUGAUGUAUUAUACAUAAAACGUUUCUGGAACAUGUAUUCGUGUUCACCUUAAAUGUGAAAAUAAAUCCUAUUUUCUAUGAAAGACUGGUACCUGGUUUCUGGAAGAGGGAUCUGUAACUUGGAGCUGAUCUUUACAGAGCUUGCCGUGGCGGUGCCAUGCUCAGGACGUUCAUGUGGACGGUUUCAUGUCAUCGUGCUGGCAACUUGUCCUCCCUGCCUUAGAAAUGAGGCUCAGACAAGCGACCUUAGCACCCACAGCCUGUGCCAUAAGCACUGGCUUCACCCUAAAUCCCAGCUCCUCCCCUUAGUGACCCUGAGUCUCAGUUUCCCUCAGCUGCAUAAGGAGGCAAUACAGUUUGAAUAUUUGUCCCCAGCCAAAUCUUAUGUUGAACUGUAAUCCCCGGUGCUGGAGGUGGGACAUGGUGCAAGGUGUUUGGAUCAUGGGGACAGGUCUCUCAUGGCUUGGUGCUGUUUUCUUGAUAGUGAGUUAUUGCAAGAUCUGGUCAUUUAAAGUGUGUAGCACCUCCCCCUGCCCCCCUCUUGCUCCUGCUUUCCCUAUGUGACAUGCCUGGUCCCCCUUCACCUUGUGCCAUGGUCAUAAGCUUCCUGAGGCCUCCCUGGAAGCCGAGCAGGUGCCAGCACCAUGCUUCCUGUACAUCCUGCAGAACCAUAAGCCAAUUAAACCUCUUUAAUAAUA
Molecule: messenger RNA, 2225 nt
Organism: Rhinopithecus roxellana (golden snub-nosed monkey)
Lineage: Eukaryota; Metazoa; Chordata; Mammalia; Primates; Cercopithecidae
Gene: PPIF
Product: peptidylprolyl isomerase F
Exons: 6
Coding region: 113-733 (206 amino acids)
Biological process (GO): protein peptidyl-prolyl isomerization; cellular response to hydrogen peroxide; protein folding
Cellular component (GO): mitochondrion
Molecular function (GO): peptidyl-prolyl cis-trans isomerase activity
Source: RefSeq, a predicted model, not a curated record